Messenger RNA from Juglans microcarpa x Juglans regia, 1974 nucleotides. Its product is annotated as glutathione S-transferase TCHQD. The transcript has 3 exons. Gene Ontology annotation, molecular function: glutathione transferase activity. Lineage: Eukaryota; Viridiplantae; Streptophyta; Magnoliopsida; Fagales; Juglandaceae. The record is from RefSeq and is a predicted model, not a curated record. The coding region runs from base 829 to 1629 and encodes 266 amino acids.
CUGUCAGUCUCUUGCACAAUUUCAAGCCAUAGAUUUUCCUAGUGGCGAUGUAAAGUUGAUUAUUUUACUACUUGUGUUUCUCGGUUUGUGUGCUUUGACUUGAAUUUUGCUGUGAAUUUGACUGUGAUCUUUGUUUCUUAUUUCUGAAUCUUUCUCCUGGUUGGUUUGGAGGUUAAUCUGUGAUUACUUUAUUAUUUUUCUUUUCUCGUAACCCUCUCUGGUGAAGCUUUUAAACUCUGAUUUUGCAUUUCUAUUUUAGUCUAUUGGGUUUGUUUGUAUUUGGCUACUUGCAAGUAAUCUUUGUCGAUCAGUUCCUGCUUAUUCGGAGAGGUAUUGUGUUUUGCAUGAUAUGCCAUUGAAUGUAUUUCUGAAACGCGGGUGCUAUCUUCAUUUUGUAUUUCACAUGAUGUGCCAUUGGUGUGUAUUUUCCGCAUGAACUUGCUUUCUGUAUUUGCGUUAAUGACAUAUAUUAUUUUCUUUCUCACUUUGAUCGAACUCAAGCUCGUAUCACCUAGAAAUUCCUCUUCCAUUCUGGAGUUGAUGCAGGAACUGUAUUAAUCCUAUGCUUGGUUGACGAAAAGUUAAAAAAUGAACAGAAAGAAAAGAAGAAGAAGAAGAAAACAAGAUUCUUAUAUUGCAAUAGGGUAGAUGCAUUUAUCGUAUUAUUGACUUAUGUUGGUAUUCGGAGUCAAGAAGUUUUCUGAUUGAUCAUCCCUGAUUGGUGCAGACUCCUUGUAUGAUCCUAUCUUUACUAGAUUUCCGUUGAUAUGAAAGAGCUCGACUUAUAACAGUUCCUGUAACGUCAUAGGAGCUGAUGUUAAUAAAAUCAUGCAGCUAUAUCAUCACCCCUACUCUUUGGAUAGCCAAAAGGUGAGACUUGCUUUGGAAGAGAAAGGCAUUGAUUACACGUCAUACCAUGUCAAUCCCAUAACAGGCAAGAAUAUGGACUCCUCAUUCUUCAGAAUGAAUCCUAGUGGAAAACUUCCAGUUUUCAAGAAUGGCUCUCAUAUCAUUUUCAACACUAUUGAGAUAAUCCAGUAUAUAGAAAGAAUUGCUAUUGUCUCGUCAGGCGGUGGUGUUUCCUUUAGUGGCAGAGAAGUUGUUGAAUGGAUGCAGAAGAUACAAGACUGGAACCCAAAGUUCUUCACACUUUCCCACAUCCCAGAGAAGUACCGCUUCUACGUGUCCAAAUUCAUAAGGCGGGUGGUGAUUGCUCGGAUGGCUGAAGCUCCUGAUCUAGCAGGAGCUUACCAUCAUAAGCUGAGAGAAGCAUACGAGACAGAAGACGAGUUGAAAAACCAGGAUGUUUUGCGAGUGAACAAGGAGCAUUUAAUUAGACUUCUUGAUGAAGUUGAAACACAGUUGAAUGAAACAGCGUAUAUAGCAGGGGAAGAGUUUAGCCUGGCAGAUGUAACGCUCAUUCCAGUACUGGCUCGUUUAGUACUCUUGGAUUUGGAAGAUGAGUAUAUAAGGAGCCGGCCAAACAUUGCUGAGUACUGGCUUUUGGUCAAGCAGAGGCCUAGUUAUAAAAAGGUUAUUGGGAAGUACUUCGAUGGCUGGGGAAGGUACAGAACGCUAAUAAGAACAUGGUGCUUUGUUCGUAUCAGAAGUAUGCUAAAAAGAUAUUGACUGAAGUACUCAUAGCUCUGGGUUGAUAGAAUGAAUAGUGAGAUAAAUGUAAGGGAAAAUUCCGAGCUCGAUUUUCUUCUUUUAUCUCUUUCUCAUGGUGUUUCUCUUUGUUGGUGGUAAAACAUGGAUUUGAGUCAGUAAUUAGAGAUGAAGUGUGAAAAGGAGGUGGGUUAUUAACACCAUAUUGGAGGAUAGAUCUUGCAGCAAAAUUUUUUAUGUACUCGUGAGAUUAAAUACAGUGAGAAAAAAAGUGCUCGGAGAUUAUGUAUUUACCUUUUUUGUUUUCCUCACAGAACUGAAGAACAGGUGACAAUUACCAAAGAUAUAAUCGAUUGAUUGCUCCAA